AUGGCAUCAUCAUCAUCAUCAUCAUCCAUUAUCUCUUUAUCUUCUACUUUCCUACAAAAGGACACUCCAUUAAAGAGAACAACAACAAAAUCCCCAAUCUCCAAAUGCCCUCUUAAUCCAAUAAAAGUCUCAAUGUCGGCGUCCGAAACAGACAAGACCACAUCUGCGUUACCAAUGCGAGAAAUACCAGGCGAUUAUGGCCUCCCUUUUAUAGGACCAAUCAAAGACCGUCAAGAUUAUUUCUACAACGAAGGCCAAACCAAUUUCUUCAAAAACAGAAUCCAAAAAUACAACUCAACCGUUUUUCGCGCCAAUAUGCCACCUGGCCCAUUCAUUUCAUCCAACCCAAACGUCAUCGUUUUACUCGACGGUAAAUCCUUCCCUAUUCUCUUCGACGUUUCCAAAGUAGAAAAACGAGACCUCUUCGUCGGAACUUACAUGCCUUCCACAGAACUCACCGGCGGUUACCGAAUCCUCUCUUACCUCGAUCCCUCCGAACCAAAACACGACCAACUCAAACGUUUUCUCUUCUUCCUCCUCAAAUCUCGAAGCAGCCAUUUCAUCCCUGAGUUUCAUUCAUCUUACACAAACCUCUUCGAAACUUUAGAGAAAGAGCUUGCGAAAAAAGGAAAAGCAGUUUUCGGUGAUUCCAGUGAUCAAACAGCUUUUAACUACUUUGCAAAAGCAUACUUCGGAGUUAACCCUUCCGAAACAAGACUCGGAACUGAUGCUCCGAGUAUAAUAACGAAAUGGACCGCGCUUCAGGUCGGUCCAAUUCUUACUAUAGGUCUUCCGAGGUUAAUCGAGGAACCACUUCUUCACACUUUUCUUCUUCCACCAGCUUUGGUGAAGAAAGAUUACCAAAGACUAUAUGAGUUUUUCUACGAGUCAUCUUCUGGACCGAUUUUAGAUGAAGCGGUUCGACUCGGGGUUUCUAAAGAAGAAGCGGUUCACAAUCUUAUAUUCGUCACUUGUUUUAAUUCAUUUGGUGGAAUGAAGAUUUUGUUUCCAAGUAUGUUGGGGUAUAUCGGAGAAGCUGGAGUUAAUCUUCACCGUAGGUUAGCAGAAGAGAUUAGAGCGGUUGUUAAAUCCAACGGCGGGAAAGUGACGAUGGCUGGAUUGGAACAAAUGCCGUUGAUGAAAUCAGUGGUAUAUGAAGCCCUUAGAAUCGAUCCACCGGUGCCGUUUCAAUACGCGAAAGCGAAACGUGAUUUAGUGAUAGAGAAUCACGAGAAUGCGUUUCAAGUGAAGGAAGGUGAAAUGCUGUUUGGUUUUCAACCGUUUGCGACUAAGGAUCCAAAGAUUUUUGAUAGGGCUGAUGAGUUUGUUGGGGAUAGGUUUUUGGGGGAAGGUGAGAAGUUGUUGAAACAUGUGCUUUGGUCAAAUGGUCCUGAAACGGAACAAACAAAUGUUAGUAAUAAGCAGUGUGCUGGCAAGGACUUUGUUGUGUUGUUUUCUAGACUUUUGGUGGUGGAGUUGUUUCUCAGGUAUGAUACUUUUGAUGUUGAAGUUGAAAAGGGGGCAUCAGGAUCAUCUGUUACCAUUACCUCAUUCAAGAAAGCAACUUUUUAG
Messenger RNA from Lathyrus sativus (Indian pea), 1572 nucleotides. NCBI's taxonomy places the organism in Eukaryota, Viridiplantae, Streptophyta, Magnoliopsida, Fabales, Fabaceae. The record is from the annotation of a GenBank genome assembly.